Molecule: messenger RNA, 3617 nt
Organism: Mus pahari (shrew mouse)
Lineage: Eukaryota; Metazoa; Chordata; Mammalia; Rodentia; Muridae
Product: zinc finger protein 235-like
Exons: 4
Coding region: 330-2261 (643 amino acids)
Biological process (GO): regulation of transcription by RNA polymerase II
Molecular function (GO): RNA polymerase II cis-regulatory region sequence-specific DNA binding; DNA-binding transcription factor activity
Source: RefSeq, a predicted model, not a curated record
UUGUGCCAGUGAGGGGAGACGUGGAGGGUCCCGCGGCCCUUCAGGUGUGGUCGUGAUCGGUGCGUGUCUCUUGGGGACAGAGUCUGUGGUCCGGGAGAAGCAGGCGGUGGUGGUGGUGGCUGCGGCGGCGACCGGUUCUCUCUAGCUGGGCUCUUCCUGAGGUGUCGCUGCCCGGGAUUCCUGGACCCAUCUCAUGCCGUGGAACCCCGGGGAGAGUCUAGCUUCCCACGGGAGCCUGGCAGAGGAGCUGUGGUGACAGAUGGCCAGUGUCCUAAAGCCUUAAGUGCUUGCUUCCCAGAGCCCGGCCUUGUUUCAAAGAGAAGAGAACAAUGACCAAGUCACAGGAGGCAGUGACGUUCAGGGAUGUGGCUGUGGUCUUCACUGAGGAGGAGCUGGGGCUGCUGAACACUGCUCAGAGGAAGCUGUACCAUGAUGUGAUGCUGGAGAACUUCAGGAACCUCCUGGCAGUGGGAGGCCAAAUUCCGAACAAGAUAGAGAACCUUCAUACAACAGGAGUAAGGUGCCUUUCACUGGGGCAGCUUCCAUGUUGGCACAUGACAAGCCAUGAUGCCAACAAACUGGCCAGAGCUCCAGAAGGUGUAAUCAACACUCAAGGAACAGUAUCCCACUUCCCAGAGCAAUGCCAUUUCUCCUGCCACAGGGGAACAGAGGAGCCUCCCUGGGCCUCCAAGGACAAUGGCUGUCUUGAGAGUCUCACAAAUGAUCAUUCUAGCAUUACUGAAAGUAAGAAAUUUCUGUCUGGGAUUGCUCAGUGUUCUUGGAGCAAAAAACAUCUUAGCAAGAAACAGAAUUAUCAGAAACACUGUGUGCAGACUCCAGUGAAAACCAAGCCAUGGCUCUUGGCUCCAGGUAUUGACGGAAUGAGUUGCAUUUCCCACCAAGAUAACAAUACUGUGCAUAAAGGAGACAAAGCCCAGAGCAACACUGACUCCGAUAAACUUAUCUUUCCUGUGUCACCUGUCACCCCGCAUCAUGUUUACACAGAAAGAAAGUCCUACAAGUGCAGCCAGGCCCAAGAAGCCUUCAUUGACAGACCCACUCCGGAACUCCAUCAGCAGGUCCUUGUAGGAAGAAAGUCCCCUGUACAUAGUACACACGAAGUCUCCAGACAUAGCUCCAUUCAAAAAAGUGUUCAUCCAGGAACAAAGCCCUACAGGUGUCACGAGUGUGGCAAGGCUUUCAGUCAGAGCUCAGCACUUCAGGCUCAUCAGAGAGUUCACACAGGGGAGAAGCCCUACAGGUGUAACAGCUGUGGGAAGGCCUUCACACAGUGGUCAGUCCUCCAUGCCCACCAGAGAAUUCACACAGGAGAGAAGCCAUAUAAGUGUGGAGACUGUGGCAAGUACUUCAGGUUUAGCUCAAACCUGCACACCCACCAGAGAGUCCACACUGGGGAGAAACCGUACAAAUGCCACGUGUGUGGGAAGUGUUUCAGAUUCAGAUUUCACAGCCAUCAGCGGGUUCACACAGGAGAGAAGCCAUAUAAAUGUGACAAGUGCGGGAAGGGUUUCAGUUCAGCCUCAAACUUCAAAGUCCACCAGCGGGUCCAUACAGGAGUGAAGCCAUUUCGCUGCAAUGUCUGUGGGAAAUGCUUCAGUCGGAGCUUAAAUCUUCACACUCACCAGAGUGUACACACGGGGGAGAAGCUCUACAAAUGUGACACGUGUGGCAAAGCCUUCAGCCAGAGAUCCAGUCUCCAAGUUCAUCGGCUAAUUCAUACAGAAGAGAAGCCAUAUAAAUGUGAAGAGUGCGGGAAGGGUUUCACUACAGCCUCAAGCUUCCAAGGACACCAGCGGAUCCAUACAGGAGAGAAACCAUUUCAUUGUGAUGUGUGUGGGAAAGACUUUAGCCGGAGCUCAUAUCUUCAGACCCACCAGAGAAUGCACACGGGGGAGAAACCCUACAAAUGUGGCACGUGUGGGAAAGCCUUCAGCCAGAGGGCCCAUCUCCAAGUCCACCAGAGAAUUCACACCGGGGAGAAGCCGUUCAAGUGUGAGGAGUGUGGGAAGGAAUUCAGCCAGCGCUCAGGGCUAAGUUCUCACCAGAUAGUCCACAAGGAAGAGAAACCCUACACGUGUUGGGAGUGUGGGAAGGGCUUCAGUCAGCCCUCACUCUUCGAAAGACACCAGAGGGUCCACACUGGGGAAAGGCCCUACAUCUGCAGCAUCUGCUGUAAGGGCUUCAGUCAGAGAUCACACCUCGUCAAACACCAGAGGGUCCACAGUGCAGCGAAGCUCUAGGUCUGUUCUACUGUCAGGUGGGCUCCAUGCUGCUGCUUGUUAAAGCCUCUCCGAAUCCAGAGGCUUCCAGAGACUUCACUGGGGAAUUAUAUUUUGGUAUUUUGGUUAUUUUUCCAUAAAGUCUUUAUCUUACUGUACUCAUUUCAUUAUGGAAAGGGAGACAGUAUUUUAGAAGGAUCUUAGAAUACAAAGUAAGGAGGGGGGGGAACCCCUAGCUGAGCUGAGGAGCUGAGCCUAAACCUUGUUCCUUCCCUGCUUCUUUCCCUUUUCUCUUCAUUGCUCCUUGUCUUCUGAUGAGAGUCCUACCAGGCAGCAGAUAUCAAGGAAGAGAUUUACUGGAGGGUCCAGGGUGUGGAGGGACAAGUCCCUGGGAGGGAGCAGACAGUAGCAGAGAAUUGGACAAAGCAGAAUGCUUAAAGAAGGGGUCUUGGGGGGUGGUGGAGCUUUCCAGGGUAAGGACUGGUGGGAUAUCAAGUCCUGAGCUUGAGGGAACUCAGGGAUUGGUGGGGUUUUAUGCUCAGGGAUUGGUGUGUUCCCGUAGGAAAUACAGGGUUCGGCAGGUUUUCCUAUUCAGGGAUUGGUGUGUUCCUGUAGGAAGUACGGGGUUCGGCAGGUUUUCCUAUUCAGGGAUUGGUGGGGUUUGUUCAGACUUUUCAUCUGAAGUUAGCAUAAUCUGGGAAGGGUCCCGUUGAAGGGCUGGAAAUGACCUUUGUGACAGUUAUAAAAGGUCUGGAAGGAGGGGUCUGGCUGCUGGAACUGCUGAGCUGGCUUGGUUAGACAUGGGAUUUCUCUUAAAAAACCAAGUGCUCCUCUCCCACAGUCUGUGGGUCUUCCUGCAGGGGCCUGGUCACUUUCCUGCCUUGAGGCUUUGCAAAGUUUACAAAGUACAGAAAGUUUACAAAGGGAAUCAGCCCCCUGCAGUGAAAGCCUUUCCUGCCGCUUGAGUGGCCGUGAAUAUUUAGUUUCCUGAGUAUAGAGUAGCCAAAUGUGAAACAACACAGUAUUAGAGCCCACGGGUGCAUCGGGAACCAGGCCCUCAGUGUCUUCAUUUGGAGAGGUGUCUGACAGAUGGAGAGUGUGGAGACGUUGAUGACUGAGGUGGGCAUGAAGGAAGCCACAGGGGUGGGACUCUGCCUCUGUGUCAAUUCGGGAAGUCCUGACACAGUCAACCGGUCUGGAAGCCACAGAGGUGGAUCAAUAUCCUGUGAAAACAGACGAGCAAAGCUUCUCCCAAAAUAAAAUAUUCAGUCCUCUUUAUUAUCCAGUUAGCAGGUCUUUUUAUUUUAUUAGAGGUUUGGAGUAAUUUGACUUGGAAAUGUUCAAAAAUGGACUUACAUUUUGUUUUGUAAAAUAUGA